UCUGAUUCUCUCUGUGGAAAGAAGAAAGCAAUGAAGAAGAUGAAUAUGAUACUGAGGAAGUGCAAGAGCCUGUCAAGGCAACUGGGGAGAUCUUCAUCAUAUAGCAGCCUAAGAUCCAAAUCCGCAAGGGGAGAUUUAUGGGAAGAUCAUCACCAUCAUCACCAUCAUCAUCAUCAUCAUGAAACUAUAUUUGUGGGAAGCACCAGAAAGCGGUACGUGAUUAGCUCCAACCACCUAAGACAUCCUCUUAUAUGUGCUCUCAUCGACAGGACAAACCAGAAGGCAGGGGACGAUGAUGUCUUGGUUGUCAACUGUGAGGUGGUUCUCUUCGACCAUCUCUUGUGGAUGCUUGAGAAUGUCGACCCAAAUCUUGGCUCAGAGUCCUUACAGGAACUGGCUGACCUUUAUGUUUCUUGAGAUCUUCUUCAAUAUCCAAUUAUGUUAUUCUUCUUAUAUUCCUUUCAUUUCUGUCGACCCAACUCGUUGGGAUUCAUGGACCAACUGCUCAUUCAACGAAUUACCUGAAAUGGGUGUAUUCAUGGGUUUUUGAUGUUUUAUGUCAUCAUUCUUUAUCCUUGCAUAUAAAGUAAUAAUAAAGUUUC
Molecule: messenger RNA, 602 nt
Organism: Corylus avellana
Lineage: Eukaryota; Viridiplantae; Streptophyta; Magnoliopsida; Fagales; Betulaceae
Product: SAUR-like auxin-responsive protein family
Biological process (GO): response to auxin
Source: RefSeq, a predicted model, not a curated record